AUGACACAGCGCUCGGACGCGCGGCUAAAACGAGUGCUACGCCCGGCGUCAGUGUCAUCCGUCAUAUUCCAUGCUCUUCGUCCGAUCGAGUUUGAGUGGAUCAAUGCGACGCGGGCGCCACCGGGUCUGCAAGCCGGUUUCUUGGCGCAGGAAGUAGCCACGUGGUUACCCCACCUUGUGUCGGCCGACAGCAACGGCAUGCUCUCGAUGAACUACAUCGGGCUUAUCCCGUACGUUGUCUCCCAUGUUCAAGAGCUCGACAUGCAGCUGCAAGCGUGUGAGAGCCGCCUCAGCGACCAAUCCACUUCUCUCCAAGAGCAACUCAAGAUGGCGACGGCAGCCAACGCCGAGCUUUUGCAACGGUUGUCGGUCCUCGAGCAGCAGGUAGCCGCCGACGCAGCGCAGAUGCAUCAACGGCUUGCGUCGCUCGAAACUGCAGUCGCAGGACUCGAAGGUAGCACGAAGACCGCAUUAGCAGUGUAG
Saprolegnia parasitica CBS 223.65 is the source of this 483-nucleotide messenger RNA. RefSeq lists its product as hypothetical. The transcript is spliced from 2 exons. Lineage: Eukaryota; Oomycota; Saprolegniomycetes; Saprolegniales; Saprolegniaceae. The record is from RefSeq and is a predicted model, not a curated record. Bases 1 to 483 code for a protein of 160 amino acids.